Molecule: messenger RNA, 1022 nt
Organism: Quercus robur (English oak)
Lineage: Eukaryota; Viridiplantae; Streptophyta; Magnoliopsida; Fagales; Fagaceae
Product: GATA transcription factor 16-like
Exons: 3
Coding region: 218-697 (159 amino acids)
Biological process (GO): regulation of DNA-templated transcription
Molecular function (GO): sequence-specific DNA binding; zinc ion binding
Source: RefSeq, a predicted model, not a curated record
CUCUCAUUUGCAUGUAGGUCCUAUUUAGUCUCUCUCUCUCUCUUCUGGUUUGUGGGUAUAAUUCCUUUUUGGGUUUUGGGCUUUCUUUUUUUGGUUUUAUGAGUUCCUCUGUUUCUCUCUGUUUUUUCAAGAAAUGAUUUGGGUUUUCUAACAGUUGUUAUAGAGCUUGUAUCACUGUAACCUUCAAAACCCACUACUCUCUCUGUCUCUGGUGUGCAUGAUGGAUCUUAGUGAAAAGGAAUCAUUGUCUGUGGAUGUGAUUGAGAACAAGAAGUGCUGUACUGUUUGCAAGACCACAAAGACACCCUUGUGGAGAGGUGGGCCAGCUGGGCCCAAGUCACUGUGUAAUGCCUGUGGGAUCAGGGACAGAAAGAGGAGGAAUUCUAUGAUGGGUUUGAGUCAUGUAUCAUAUAGGAAAAAAUAUAGAUCAAAUGCUCGUGCUACUACCACUGCCACCAAAUCCAAUUCCAAUGUCACAACCUCAACCACAUCCACUGCUAAAGCUGUUGGCAAUGGUGGCAGAAAUCUGAGAGAGUCUUUGAAGACAAAAUUAAUGGCUUUGGGAAAUGAUUUCUUGCUGCAAAGGUUACCAUCAGUGAUGAAGAAACAGAGGUGCCAGAGGAGGAGGAAGUUGAAGGAGGAGGAACAAGCUGCAGUGUGUUUGAUGGCACUGUCCUGUGGUUCUGUUUUUGCCUAACGGUGGAAACACACAACAAAAUGUUGAUAAGAUAAAGAAGACCCUAACCACUUACCAGUAACCCCAACCAACAAGUAUACCUUUUAAUACUUGUCCUUCUAGCUUACUUUUUUUUUACUUUUUCUUUGAUUAAAUGAAAUGAAAUGAAAGGAAAUGGAAAUACCCUUGUGUAUGUAAUUUGGGUUUUCCAAAGAUAGAAAAGAAAGAAGGGAAUCGUCAAGGAAUUGAGAGAUAAAUGAUAGAAUGACAUUCCUGUUUUUGGUGACAUAUCUUAGUAAUAUUGUACAUAUACUUGGAAGCAAUGAUAUAUCAUCUUUUUUUUUUU